Messenger RNA from Rhipicephalus sanguineus (brown dog tick), 1655 nucleotides. RefSeq lists its product as uncharacterized. The transcript has 8 exons. Bases 136 to 1440 code for a protein of 434 amino acids. The record is from RefSeq and is a predicted model, not a curated record. Lineage: Eukaryota; Metazoa; Arthropoda; Arachnida; Ixodida; Ixodidae.
GUGCGAGCGACCGGAAGUCGCAAACCCAGAGAGUCACGUCCGGAUCUCGUUAUCAGCGAGAACUUUGGAGACCGCCGCCAGUCAGCUGAUCGCCGCCAACUGAGCGCGCCGGGUUUAUUGUUUUCAUUGGGCGUCAUGGACUACGAUUCCAGUGAAGAAGAAGAGAUCGUCACUGUGCUGAUGUGCUCAGCCAUCGUGUCAGCGCUGGCAGAGCGGAAGCCUUCAAAGAAGAAGAGGCGGUGGUGGGUGCGACCGUCCCUUCGCUCGCGAGAGGUUGCUGGCCACGCAAGCCGCCUGCUUCCCGACCUGCGCUCGCACGACGAAGAAUAUUUCCGAGACUUCCUGCGAAUGCCGCCAAGAACUUUUGACACAUUGCUAGAGCUGCUGCGUCCCGCCAUCUCGAAGCAAGACACUAACUACCGGCCUGCAAUUUCGGCGCACGAUCGCCUGGCCAUGACCAUUAGGUUUCUGGCCACAGGCGAGACGCAGAGGGACGUGGCCUUUAACUUUCUUGCAGGAAGGUCCACAGUCAGCUCUAUAGUGGCGGAGGUUACUCAGGCCCUUUGGCUUGUACUCGAGCCACUGUACCUCCAGCACCCUUCAACGGCAGAUGAGUGGAUGAAGAUAUCACAGGGGUUUCACGAGAGGUGGAAUGUCCCUCACUGCCUUGGAGCGAUUGACGGAAAGCACGUGACCAUAGAGUGCCCUGCUAACUCCGGGUCCGUGGACUUCAAUUACAAACGGUCCUUCAGCAAGUCGCUGCUUGCUGUGUGUGAUGCCCAAUACAGGUUCAUAUACGUGGAAGUUGGGCACCCUGGAAGCGAGAGUGAUGGCGGGAUUUUCUCUCGCUCCACUCUUCAAAAGAAAGUUUUGCUGGGGGCACUGGGCUUGCCGCCAAUGAGUCCUGUUGGCAACGAGGGUCCUCUCCCAUAUUUCUUCGUUGGUGAUGAGGCCUUCCCGCUGAAGGAGUACAUGAUGCGGCCCUACCCAAGACGGACACUCCAUGACGACGACAGCAAGGCCCACGAGCGCCGCGUCUUCAAUUACAGAAUGACCAGGGCACGCCGCGUCAUUGAGAAUACCUUUGGUAUCCUGGCACAAAGGUGGAGGAUGCUGCGACGACCCAUUAAGGCGAAAGAAGGCAACAUAAAGGCAUACAUUGGAGCGUGCAUAGUGUUGCACAACUUUCUUCUUAAAGAGUCCGCAGCAUCCUCUGCCGCCUAUUGCCCGCCUGGUUCCACAGGCAGCGAGGACUGGGAAGGCCGCCUUUCACCUGGAAGUUGGAGGGACGAGGAAGCAGUCGGUGGAGCGCUCUUGCCACCGAGACCUACUGGCUGCAAUGCUGCGAGGUAUGCGAAGCAAGUGCGAGACAAACUGGCGCACCACUUCGUCACAGACGGUCAAGUUCCCUGGCAAGACAAAGUGGUGAACAGCGCUUGAAGUAUACAAGUUCAAGGGGUCCACAACGGUCUCCUCAGUCGUGUCCUCGGAGGUUUCGGGGUCCACUGCAUGACUUGGCCCUGGCGCUGAACUGCAGUGAUGACAACUCUUUUCCAUGUAUUUGACAACGCUAGUGGUACAUGCACUGUUAGCAUUCUUUGCAUCAGGUGUGUGUUACGUGCAGCUGCAAACACGAGUGCACUCAAGGGGUUAUU